Molecule: messenger RNA, 1301 nt
Organism: Talpa occidentalis (Iberian mole)
Lineage: Eukaryota; Metazoa; Chordata; Mammalia; Eulipotyphla; Talpidae
Gene: KCTD9
Product: potassium channel tetramerization domain containing 9
Exons: 12
Coding region: 34-1203 (389 amino acids)
Biological process (GO): intracellular signal transduction; protein homooligomerization
Molecular function (GO): protein binding
Source: RefSeq, a predicted model, not a curated record
GCGGCUCCCCCAGGACCCGGCGCGGGCGGCGCGAUGCGGCGGGUGACCCUGUUCCUCAACGGCAGCCCCCGGAACGGGAAGGUGGUUGCUGUAUAUGGAACUUUAUCUGAUUUGCUGUCUGUGGCCAGCAGUAAACUCGGCAUAAAAGCCACCAGUGUGUAUAAUGGGAAAGGUGGACUGAUUGACGAUAUCGCCUUGAUCAGGGAUGAUGAUGUUUUGUUUGUGUGUGAAGGAGAACCAUUUAUUGAUCCUCAGACAGAUUCUAAACUACCUGAAGGGCUGUCGGGAUCUCACACAGACUGGCUAACAUUAAAUGUUGGAGGGCGGUACUUUACAACUACACGGAGCACUUUAGUGAAUAAAGAACCCGACAGUAUGCUGGCCCACAUGUUUAAGGACAAAGGUGUCUGGGGGAAUAAGCAAGAUCAUAGAGGAGCUUUCUUAAUUGAUCGAAGUCCCGAGUACUUUGAACCCAUUUUGAACUAUUUGCGUCAUGGACAACUCAUUGUAAAUGAUGGCAUUAAUUUAUUAGGUGUAUUAGAAGAAGCCAGAUUUUUUGGUAUUGAUUCAUUGAUUGAACACCUAGAAGUGGCUAUAAAGAAUUCCCAACCACCAGAGGAUCAUUCACCAAUAUCUCGAAAAGAAUUUGUCCGAUUUCUGCUAGCUACUCCAACCAAGUCUGAAUUGCGUUGCCAGGGUUUAAACUUCAGUGGUGCUGAUCUUUCUCGUUUGGACCUUCGAUACAUUAACUUCAAAAUGGCCAAUUUAAGCCGAUGCAAUCUUGCACAUGCUAAUCUCUGCUGUGCAAAUCUUGAACGAGCUGAUCUCUCUGGAUCAGUGCUUGAUUGUGCAAAUCUCCAGGGAGUCAAGAUGCUCUGUUCUAAUGCAGAAGGGGCAUCCCUGAAACUGUGUAAUUUUGAAGAUCCUUCUGGUCUUAAAGCCAAUUUAGAAGGUGCUAAUCUGAAAGGUGUGGAUAUGGAAGGAAGUCAAAUGACAGGAAUUAACCUGAGAGUUGCUACCUUAAAAAAUGCUAAGUUGAAGAACUGUAACCUCAGGGGAGCAACUCUAGCAGGAACUGAUUUAGAGAACUGUGAUCUAUCUGGGUGUGAUCUUCAAGAAGCCAACCUGAGAGGUUCCAACGUGAAGGGAGCUAUAUUUGAAGAGAUGCUGACACCACUACAUAUGUCACAAAGUGUCAGAUGAGAAUUCUAGGACCAGAUGCCCAAGAUGAAAAAUAUUUUUCUUACCACUUUCAAUUUCUCCACCCACUCAGUUGAGAAGAAAUAACACUGUAAGGGAAU